AUGGAACAAAAUAUUAGGUUUAUAUUUUUUAUCAACAUUUUUGUGUUUAUCCUUUUAAUUUGGUUCUGUCAUUAUUACAGUGACAUGAGAACAUUUGUCAAAUUUAUGAACCAUAAAUAUGGUUUUGAUAGAAAUUUAGAUACACAAAUUUAUCGCUUAUUAGGAACUCAUAUAGAGGAUAUUUAUCCGUAUGUUGGAGAUUUAGAAUUAAAGAUACCAUAUAAUACAAAAAAAAAAAGAGAAAAAUUACCUACAGUUGAUUAUGAAAAAUGGGACAAAGAAAAAAACGAAAAAUUAUAUAGAUGUUCACUAAUUAAGGAGAAAUUGAUUAAGGAACUUAUGAAAAAUAAAUGUACCAUAGUUCAUAAAUCAUAUAAUCAUUAUGAUAAAAAAAUAAUGAAUGGACUGAAAGAUAUGGCUUUUUUUAAAAAAAUAAUGUUAAUCAAUGAUAAGGAUUACAAAAAAUUAAAACGUAAAAAAUACAGAUUACGACUUUACUCACUCUUAAUAUUGUUUAUAUUGGUAUUAAUUAUACCUAUAUUAGAUUUAUCAUUAGGGAAAUUUGAAACUACGGGUAACUUGUUAUUGAAAUUAUGUGAGUUAUCAGGGAAUAGUGCGGAAGCCAUUGCAUCUGGUCAAGCUCCUCAGGAGGCUUUGCCUGCUUUAUGGUUCACUACAUGUCAAGUGAAGAAUUAUGUAGGAUUUAAAAUAUUUAGUAUUCUAAUAUAUUGUUUACCUAUCUUAAUAUUGGGUAUUAUUCUUAUACGAGGAAUUCAUUAUUAUUAUAAAAAUGUCAUAAAACAUAAAAAAAUUAGAUUCUUGGAAGCCUUCAAUGAAUGGUAA
Molecule: messenger RNA, 843 nt
Organism: Plasmodium malariae
Lineage: Eukaryota; Apicomplexa; Aconoidasida; Haemosporida; Plasmodiidae
Product: Plasmodium exported protein, unknown function
Exons: 2
Coding region: 1-843 (280 amino acids)
Source: RefSeq, a predicted model, not a curated record